Molecule: messenger RNA, 366 nt
Organism: Hibiscus syriacus
Lineage: Eukaryota; Viridiplantae; Streptophyta; Magnoliopsida; Malvales; Malvaceae
Product: phytosulfokines-like
Exons: 2
Coding region: 17-286 (89 amino acids)
Biological process (GO): cell population proliferation
Cellular component (GO): extracellular region
Molecular function (GO): growth factor activity
Source: RefSeq, a predicted model, not a curated record
GAAAAGAAAAAAAGACAUGAAUUCCAUGGUCAGCUCCGUUUGCUUGAUCGUCUUCCUCCUCUUCUUCACCAUAUCUCACGCUGGAGCCGCUCGGCCGGAGCCCACUGCAUCUCAAGUUCAGCAUCCGAAUACCCCAAUCAAAACUCCAAAUCCGGAUACUGAAACAGAGAGGGUUGAAGUGGAUGAUAUCUGCCGAGGAAUUAAAGAAGAAGAAGAAGAGUGUUUCAUGAGAACAACACUUGCAGCUCACGUCGAUUACAUCUACACCCAGAAGACCAAUCCUUGACUCAUAGCCUCUCUCUCUUCUUCAUAGAUUCGUAUCAUGUUGUUUUCAGCUUCAGGAGAGGUUUUUAGUUGAUAACGAUA